AUGUGCCAACUGUUCCGUCGAUGGGAUCACCUCAAUUCGGACCAACUCCCCAUCAACAUUGCCGGCGGCGAAGCCAGUGGGGCCCAGGAUCCGGGACAUUGUAUGGUUGCAUUGGAAAACGGGGAGAAAGCCGAUACCGAGCGUGUUACUUCUGUGCCACCUGAACAGCAUCAACAGACCCACGUCGAUGACGGUCCGAAGCCGUCAACUCCCAAAACGCUGGCCGAGACACAAAUAUUGGACAGAACAUCUACACGACCAGACCAGUCCUAUGAUGCUGUGAGAUCAUUGCCUCCGACCAACGAUCAGCGGAUACCGGAUCCGUCCGACGCUACCGAAGACAGCUCCGCGUAUGCCGAAACGCUAGAGGGCAGUAAGAGCCACCAAGAUGGCUGCGUAAGAUCCUUGUACUGCCAGAAGUUUGAGCAUGAGUUUGGAAACUCAUUCGAAAUCGUACUGCAGGAGAUCAGCGUGGACCUGCGUUCUUGA
This is a messenger RNA of Colletotrichum spaethianum, 489 nucleotides long. RefSeq lists its product as uncharacterized. NCBI's taxonomy places the organism in Eukaryota, Fungi, Ascomycota, Sordariomycetes, Glomerellales, Glomerellaceae. The coding region runs from base 1 to 489 and encodes 162 amino acids. The transcript has 4 exons. The record is from RefSeq and is a predicted model, not a curated record.